Molecule: messenger RNA, 2454 nt
Organism: Plenodomus lingam JN3
Lineage: Eukaryota; Fungi; Ascomycota; Dothideomycetes; Pleosporales; Leptosphaeriaceae
Biological process (GO): regulation of transcription by RNA polymerase II
Molecular function (GO): RNA polymerase II cis-regulatory region sequence-specific DNA binding; DNA-binding transcription factor activity, RNA polymerase II-specific
Source: RefSeq, a predicted model, not a curated record
AUGACCACGGACAUCCGCCGAUCCAGGUCCAACACGUCAAUGUCUACCAGAAGCAACCGGCCGCUAUCGCGUGCCUCGACUACCAGUGUGCACUCAUUCGAGCAGUUUCAACAACAACAGCCUCAACAUGCCCGCGCCGCAUCUUUUACGCAGAUGCCGCAGUACCAUGCGCCCUUCAGCAGCGAAGCGCUGCAACCUGCGCUCAUACAGGCCGCGCAGCAGGUCAGCGCGCAGGAUCAACUCAUCAACAUGUCGCUCGAGAGCGUCCAGCAAUACCUAGGCUACCAGGCCGACGCUGCCUCUCAGCAGCCCCAGUCCAAUGGCCAACCUGCGCAGGCCAUGGACCCCCACCCAUACCACCACUCUCUUUCACAGCAGUCACAACAACAGCACUUCAUGGCGCCACCUAUGGAGACGGAUGAUAAGAAGAAAAAGAACUCGACGUCCGGAGCCGCCACAAACGAUAAAGAGUUGCGCCAGCUGCUCAACCAGAAUGAAGGACGAAACCUGAAGGAGGUGGCAGCGGAGGUCAUCCAAAACGACCGGACCUCCAAGGCGGAAAAGUCGAAGCAACUGUUUGCUAUGCUGUGGUUGAAAUCCGUCUGCAGAUCCGCCAAAACCUCGGUUCCACGAAAUCGCGUCUACUCCAAAUACGCAGAGCGCUGCGGUACCGACCGCGUUAUCCCUCUGAACCCAGCCUCCUUCGGAAAGCUUGUCCGUGUCAUCUUCCCGGGCAUUCAGACUAGACGUCUGGGCGUCCGUGGCGAAUCCAAGUACCACUACGUUGACCUGGAACUCAUCAAUGAUGGCGGAGAUGGAGACGAAGGCCGCCGUCCCAGUACUGGUGCCGCAGCUAUUCACGCCAUGAAACGACAGCAGUCCGCGGGGCCGAAGCUUGACUUCACUUCCAUCCCACGGCUGCCUGCAGACAGCGCCCAAUUUCCCCCUCGGAACUCUCGAGGCGAAUCACACAACAACCACUAUACGCCAGCUUCAUCACGAGGCGUUCUUUUCACCGAUAUUUAUUCGAAUCAGUUCCGACCUACAAGUGCCCGCACGAAAACAUCAUAUGAACACGAACUUAAGUUUCCCACGCCCAACGUAUUAGAAGCCCCGGAUGCUCUUGAGAUCGAAUUGCCGGACAUUGCACCCUACCUCCCUGCCCGUACAGACCCGGACUCGGCACAAAAUUUGGUAGCUAUGUAUCGAUCACAUGUGACAUCGUUAGUGGACGCAGUUCGGUAUUGCAAAGAAAAGCAGUUCUUCCGUCUGUUUGGUACAUUCCACGGUACUCUCACUGUCCCCGUGCAAAAGUUGUUCGCUGCACCCGAACUGGCGCCAUGGAUCAAGGAAUGUGACUGGAUGAUGUAUCAGAAGAUGGUCCGUAACGUUUCGCAGCUCACCUUACAGGUCGCGCCCCCCACGGUCCUGCGCUUUCUCGACAACGUUGCCAAAACACUACAUGCACACAUAAGCACGAAGUUUCUGCCACUCCCUAAUCAUGUUCUGGAAGCCAAGUUAGAACCAGCAACUCUGUUCGCGCAUUUGUUACGUCAAAUGCUGCGCGUCAAUUCAACAGCUCAUGCAGCUGCUGUCAUGCUUACGGCUGAGAACCAUCGCACCCAGAUGUUUGCCGAUUGGUUGCAGCAUGUUAACAUCAAGCGCAUCAUCGCUAACGAACUUCCGGGUGAAUGUGGGCAUGAAGAGGUCUAUCAGAUCUUGACAACAGAGAUACGAUCGAUGCUGGGUCCGUUGCCGCAGGAAAUCCAGCUACCUUCAGGAGCCAUCCACCGUGCCGCUUACCCCGACCCUCCGGCUGACCCUAUGGAGUCUGUCAUAGAUCGCAUUGCAGCAUUUCUAACGAAGCUACCAUCUCGCUUUCCAGGAGCUCACGCUCGCACAGUCCUUCAUUGUAUUAGUGCCCUUGGAUCAGCUGCGCUUCGUGAAAUCACGGUGGAGAAUGGCAUCAGUUUCCAAGGUUGGUGGUUGACCAAGGUGUUUGUAGACGAAAUGGCACAGUGGCUAGCAUCAUUGGGAGGCUUCCUUGGCCAUUCACCACCAAACUGGAAUUCACCAUCCUACUCUCCGGUUGUUGACGACCCUCUGAAUGCUGGCCUUACGAACGGAGGCAGCGGUAGCAAUAAUGAAAGUCGGUACAGUAGUCUGGAGGCUGACUUUGGUCCGGACCAUUCAUUCAUGUCCACUACUAGCAAUGUCGCCAUGGAUCCAGGAACAGCACAUGAAGUCCACGCUGGACGAUUUGCUCAACAAUCCCAAUACGACAUGAACUUCAGCUUUGAGUACGAUAUGAAUACCUCACAACAAGAACCCACACAUGACGACAGUGGUAUCGGUCUUCUCGAAGAAGGCAUCGACGCAAAGUUUGCGUCCAAGAUGCAACAAUCACUAAAGUCACAUUUGGCGCAAGCUCCGCUACCCCAAGGCGUCAAUUAG